Messenger RNA from Hyphopichia burtonii NRRL Y-1933, 550 nucleotides. RefSeq lists its product as uncharacterized. Lineage: Eukaryota; Fungi; Ascomycota; Pichiomycetes; Serinales; Debaryomycetaceae. Bases 1 to 255 code for a protein of 84 amino acids. The record is from RefSeq and is a predicted model, not a curated record. The transcript has a single exon.
AUGAGAGCCUCCCGUGUUUUAUUGAAUGCCGCUAAGAAAGGCGCUGCUCAACCAAAAGUUCAAGUUCCAGUUGAAAUGUAUCCAUUAUUUGCUGCUGUUGGUGUUGCAGUUGCUUCUGGAUGUUACUUCACUUACAGACAUUUUGCUCAUGAUAAAGAAUUAAGAUUAUGGAAAAACGCAGAUUUAUCUAAUUUGGAUGAUGUUUUAAAUGAUGCUUCAAGAAAAGAACAAGCUGCCGAAAAAUCUUCUGAAUAAAUGGAUAAGAAUAUCUUUAAAGAAGCAAAAUUUAUUCAAUUCUAUAUCAAAAAUAUUCAUCAAUUGUAAAAGUUAUAGUAGGAAGAAUAAGAUAAUCAAUUGAAGUUUCUCGUUUUAGUUUUUCUUUUGUUUUUUGUUUGCAUUAUAAUUAUCUUGUCUUGAGUCUUACUUUUAUGAAGUUUAAUUUCCUUUCUUCCCAUCAAUUUUUGGGUGUUUUAUAUAUUCCGUAUCAGCGUAAUUUUGAAUAAGCUUUUGUUUUAGUUUAUUCAUUUUUUUUUCACGUUGUCAUUAAUUU